AUGGCAGUGGUGCCAUGGAGCCCUGGGUGGCAUCCCGGUGCCCUGGUGUGUGAUGAUGAUGAUGCCCGCGGUGCCCAGGGCCCAUGCUCAGUGGCUGCAGAGGAUGAGGAUGGGGACGAGGCACUGCUGGGGGUCGGGGGUCCUCGUCCUUGGACUCCGCAGGAGAAGCUGCUGCAUGAGGCACGGCUGAAGGCCAAGGCCAAGCGUCGGCUGCGGCGAGCAUCGUCCCGGGACUCGGCUCGGGAGUCGCUGUCAGAGGGUCCUGAGCCUGGCCCGGAGCCCCCUGGCAGUCCCAAGGGCAGAGCACAUGACCGCAGGUCCCGCACGGGCAAGGGCCGCGGGCUGCCCAAGAAAGGCGGUGCUGGGGGCAAGGGCGUGUGGGGUGCCCCUGGCGUGGUCUAUGGCUACCAGGAGCCCGACGUCCGAGACCCCAACUAUGAUGAGGUGGCUCAGGGAGACACAGUCUAUGCCACCGUGGUGCCCGAGCUGGAGGAGGAGGAGCUGGAGAAGAACGUGCAGCCCAUGGUUCUGGAGUACUUCGAGCACGGGGACACCAGUGAGGUCAUGGAGCUGCUGCGGGAGCUGAACCUGGGUGGCCGACGGCCAGCGGUGGCCGCGCUGGCAGUGGCCCUGGCACUGGAAGGCAAGGCCAGCCACCGAGAGCUGACCUCCCGCCUGCUGGCUGAGCUGGUGGGGCCUGUGGUCACCCCCGAUGACAUGGCCUGGGCCUUUGAUGCCAUGCUGAGGGACCUGCCCGACCUCAUCCUUGACACUCCUGAGGCACCACAGAUGCUGGGCCAGUUCAUUGCCCGGGCGGUGGCUGACCAUGCACUGCCCUUGGACUUCCUGGAGCGGUACAAGGGGCGUGUGGACUGCGAACACGCCAGGGCUGCCCUGGACCGUGCUGCCGUCCUGCUCCGCAUCAAGCGCGACGUCAACCGUCUGGACAAUGUGUGGGGUGUGGGGGGUGGCCAGCGCCCUGUCAAGCACCUUGUCAAAGAGAUGAACCUGCUCCUGAGGGAGUAUCUGCUCUCUGGGGAGGUGUCAGAGGCUGAGCACUGCCUGCGGGAGCUGGAGGUGCCCCAUUUCCACCAUGAGCUGGUGUACGAGGCUGUGGUGAUGGUUCUGGAGGGCUCUGGUGAGGAAUCUGUGGCCAAGAUGGUGACGCUGCUGAAAGUGCUGUGGGAGACAGGGCUGGUGACACUGGAUCAGAUGAACCGGGGCUUCCAGCGGGUGUAUGAGGAGCUGGGGGACAUCAGCCUUGAUGCACCGCUGGCCCAGGGGCUGCUGGAGCAGCUGGUGGAGCUUUGCUUCGACCGUGGGGUCAUCACCCGGGCACUGCGGGACGCCUGCCCCACCAGGAGACGGAAGCGCUUCAUAAGCAAAGGUGAUGGGGGACAGGUCAAGCAGUGA
Messenger RNA from Indicator indicator, 1413 nucleotides. RefSeq names its product programmed cell death protein 4-like. The record is from RefSeq and is a predicted model, not a curated record. Gene Ontology annotation, biological process: negative regulation of DNA-templated transcription. Lineage: Eukaryota; Metazoa; Chordata; Aves; Piciformes; Indicatoridae. Gene Ontology annotation, cellular component: nucleus; cytosol. The transcript has 10 exons. The coding region runs from base 1 to 1413 and encodes 470 amino acids.